Cyprinus carpio (common carp) is the source of this 5607-nucleotide messenger RNA. RefSeq names its product mitogen-activated protein kinase kinase kinase 1-like. Gene Ontology annotation, molecular function: ATP binding; protein serine/threonine kinase activity; zinc ion binding. The record is from RefSeq and is a predicted model, not a curated record. Gene Ontology annotation, cellular component: cytoplasm. Bases 37 to 4383 code for a protein of 1448 amino acids. Lineage: Eukaryota; Metazoa; Chordata; Actinopteri; Cypriniformes; Cyprinidae. Gene Ontology annotation, biological process: protein phosphorylation. The transcript has 20 exons.
UAGAAUCUAUUAAGUGACAAAACUUCAGGACAGAAAAUGGCGACGGCGGGGAGUCGGACGUCGUCGUUAGGCGGAUUAUUAGACUCCGGUAGCGGCACAAACGUCGGGAACGGACUUCAGGGCAGUUCUGGCGGCUCCACGCUUUCGAACAGCAGCGGGAAGGUGAAGAGAAAUGCCGGGGAGAGUUCGCAGUGGAGGCGGAAGGUGAGGAGCGUGGAUCUGGAUAAAUGCGAGAGCGGGACCGCAGCGCUGCACUUCCUCACGGUGUCCGGUCCCGGCUCGAUCCAGACCGCAUUACUGCAGCAGAGCAGCAGCGAGAACCUGUGCAAUAGUGCUCAGGAAUGGACGAGGAGCGCUUUAAAGAGCAGCGAGAGUCCGAGCGCUGAACAUGGAGUGAACGCUUCACACAGCAGUCGGGACAUGGAGAGCAAGGAGACUCUGCGUGGGCUGCAGAAGAUGGAGGACCGGCCAGAAGAGCGCCUGAUCCGAGAGAAGCUCAAGGCCACCUGUAUGCCCACCUGGAAGAGCGAGUGGCUGGAGAGGCGGAGCAGGAGAGGCCCGAUGGUAGUGAAGCCCAUUCCUCUGAGAGCAGACGGCAGUGAGGCGGGAAGCGACAGCCACAGCUCAUCUUCCUCUCAGAGCAGAGGUCAUCGCAGCCCUUCGCCUGGACCUUCCUCUUCCUCGUCCUCCACUAAGAGCGCUGGGAAGCCUGAUUCUCCUGGUCUGCGCAGACGGAGAGGAUCCCCAGUGCCUAGUGGGAGGGUGACGCCCCCUCGCAGAGCUCCCUCCCCUGAUGGCUUUUCCCCAUAUAGUCCAGAGGAGACCAACCGCAGGGUCAACAAGGUCAUGAGAGCCCGCCUCUACCUGCUGCAGCAGAUAGGACCCAAUUCAUUCUUGAUUGGCGGAGACAGUCCUGACAACAAAUUCCGGGUGUUCAUUGGUCCACAGACGUGCAGCUGUGGCCGAGGGACGUUCUGCAUCCACGUGCUCUUCGUCAUGCUCCGAGUCUUCCAGCUGGAGCCGUCAGACCCUCUGCUGUGGAGGAAGAGCCUGAAGAACUUUGAGGUGGAGAGCUUGUUUCAGAAGUACCACAGUCGCCGCAGCUCGCGCAUCAAAGCUCCCUCACGCAGCACCAUCCAGAAGUUUGUGUCUCGCAUGUCCAACUCUCACACGACGUGUACCUCCAGCGCCUCCCCAUCCAGCAACGAAAGCAGCAUGAAGGAUGAGGAGGAGCAGAUGUGCCCCAUCUGUCUGCUGGACAUGCUAGAUGAGGAAAGUCUGACGGUGUGUGAAGAGGGCUGCAGAAACAAACUCCACCAUCACUGCAUGUCUAUAUGGGCCGAGGAGUGCCGGAGGAAUCACGACCCAUUAAUCUGCCCUCUGUGUAGAGCCAGGUGGAAGUCUCAUGAUUUUUACAGUUAUGAAGCACCAUCUUCAGUGGAAAACACAACAAACCACUCUCAGAGUCAAACAGCUGCUGCUUCAGCGUCUUCAUCUCUUCAUACCGAGAGCUCGAGAACGGGGCAGGAGGGCGACUUCUCUCUCCCACAGUAUGGAGUACAGCACAUCCCACAGACAUACACAGAGCUCGCCGAACCCUGGAUCAAGGUGUUUGGUUUGGAGUUGGUCGGCUGUCUCUUUUCCCGAAACUGGAACAUCAGAGAAAUGGCUCUUCGGAGGCUGUCACAUGACGUGAGCGGCGCCCUCCUGUUGGCCGGGGCGGGUGCAGGGGCGGGGCUGGGGACAGCAGCAGGGGAGGUGUCUGGAGACGUGGUGGUGGAGUCCUGCUGUAGCGUGCUCUCCAUGGUCUGCGCUGACCCCGUCUACAAAGUCUAUGUGGCAGCACUGAAAACCCUGCGAGCGAUGCUGGUCUACACUCCCUGUCACUCGGCGUCAGAGCGGACGCGAUUACAGCAGCUGCUGCGGCCUGUGGUGGACACCAUCCUGCUCAAGUGUGCAGAUGCUAACAGGUACUCGCUUAAGAACAGCUCUGACUUUGAGCUGUUCGUCUGUACUUUUCUGGUGUUGUGGAGAUGUCAAAUGGGGGAGCUCGCUGUGGGAAGAGAAAUCCUCAAAGCAGGCUCUAUUGGUAUUGGUGGAGUUGACUAUGUCCUGAACUGUAUCUUGGGCUCUAAAACGGAGGCCAGUAACUGGCAAGCACUGCUGGGGCGGCUGUGUCUGAUCGACAGGCUCUUACUGGAGUUUCCUGCUGAAUUCUACCCUCAUAUCGUGUCUGGAGGAGACUGUGACCAGGCCCAAAACGUUGUGGAGAGGUACCAGAAGCUGCUGCCUCUUCUGAGUUUCGCGCUGCAGUCCAUCGAUAACUCUCACUCCAUGGUGGGUAAACUCUCUCGCCGGGUCUUCCUGAGCGCCGCUCGUAUGGUAGCGCGUGUGCCUCAUGUCUUCGUUAAGCUCCUGGACAUGCUCAACAUCACCAGCUCCACUCACUACGCCCGCAUGCGCCGGCGUCUCCUGGCCAUCGCAGAGGAGAUGGACAUCCUGGACGCCAUCCACCUGGGACUAGACGACCUACAGACAGUGCACAGUUCACACUCCAGCGCUUUCCUCGGACCCGCAGCCCCCCAUAACUCCCCGUGUGCCACCGAAAGAAGCUCUCCCACCCCUGAUCUACAGCAGCCCACCGCCAAGGUGGCGCUUUCAGGUCAAGCCAGUUCUGCUCCUGUGGACGAUAUAACCGAGAGACUCUCAAACGUCGUCACAAGCCCUGCUGAGUUUCCAAAGCCCCCCGUUCAACCCCGAAACAGACCCGUGAGUCAGUGUUUGAACUCCCCGUCAUCUGGUCAACCCCCAAGCCUUCCUUCUCUGUCCAUGGCCAACGCCUCAGCCUUCCCUCCAGAAAACCCCAAAGCCCUGCCACAGAGUUUUAUGCCCAACAAGCUCACCCAGUCCUCACUGAGUACUCAGCACAAGAAGGGAUUAAAUGGAGGCGUCUGUGGCAGUAAGGAGCUGGAGAAGCUGCCUUCUCCUGUGUUUACCCAAGCUCUGCCACUGCCCUCGAGUCAGAUCCACCGGCCCAGACCCACUCGCCCCUCUCCCGCUGCCCCAUCUGACGGAGCUAAAGCUUUAAACCCAGGGUCGAAGAGCAACAUGAAACUGGACCUUCAGGAGGUCAGGUCCGGCGGAUCCGCUCUCAUCCCCAGCGAGGACUCGGUCUUCACUCCAGUGGAGGAGAAGCUUCCCGGUCUGGACGCCUCGGCCGAUCUCAGCUCCAGCAUGGAGGACCUGUUGGAAACCUCCAUCCCCGCGGCGGACAGCACGGUCACCUUCCAGUCCGAAGUGGCGGUGCUGUCACCAGAGCAGGCCAACACAAACAACGACGCGUACAGCGAAGACGUGACCCAGAACCAGAAGUGCAAGGAGAAGAUGGAAGCUGAGGAAGAGGAGGCGCUCUCUGUGGUAAUGGCCAUGUCCGAGUCGCAAGACGCCCUGCCUGUCAUCCCGCAGUUACAGGUGGAGAAAGAAGAGGACGUGAUCAUUAUUCAGGUGGAUACGCCAGAGACUCUGCCUGGUCAUACCAAAGCAAAGCAGCCAUACAGGGAGGGCAAGGAAUGGCUCAAAGGUCAGCAGAUUGGCCUGGGUGCCUUCUCGUCAUGUUACCAGGCUCAGGAUGUGGGCACUGGCACUCUGAUGGCUGUCAAACAGGUGACGUAUGUGAGGAACACCUCCUCAGAGCAGGAAGAGGUGGUGGAGGCACUACGAGAGGAGAUCCGCAUGAUGGGUCUCCUCAACCACCCCAACAUCAUCCGGAUGCUCGGGGCAACCUGUGAGAAGAACAACUACAACCUGUUUGUGGAGUGGAUGGCAGGUGGCUCUGUGUCUCAUCUCUUAAAUAAGUAUGGUGCCUUUAAGGAGGGUGUGAUCAUCAACUACACCGAACAGCUCCUGCGAGGUCUCUCCUACCUCCACGAGAACCAGAUCAUCCACCGUGACAUCAAAGGUGCCAAUCUACUAAUAGACAGCACGGGCCAGAGGUUGCGGAUAGCUGAUUUUGGGGCAGCGGCACGGCUGGCUUCGAAAGGCACCGGUGCGGGGGAGUUUCAGGGUCAGCUCCUGGGAACCAUUGCCUUCAUGGCUCCUGAGGUGCUGCGAGGGCAGCAGUACGGCCGCAGCUGUGAUGUGUGGAGUGUGGGCUGUGCUAUUAUAGAGAUGUCGUGUGCGAAGCCGCCCUGGAACGCCGAGAAACACUCCAACCAUCUGGCACUCAUUUUCAAGAUCGCCAGCGCUACCACAGCGCCCACCGUCCCGCCCCAGCUGUCUCCAGGCCUGCGGGACGUCACCCUGCGCUGCCUGGAGCUCCAGCCCUCCGACCGGCCGGCCUCCAGAGAGCUGCUGAAGCAUCCCAUCUUCCGGCACAGCUGGUAGAGCCGGCGCGGCGCCGCGAGACGUCAGACUACUGAAGGCCGCGUCCGGCCUGUGCUCAUACUGCUGUCCUGUGUUCCUAGUGCCAGUUCUUCUGUCUCUCUCUUGCCUGAACAAUCAAAACACAGUCACUGAACAGAGCCCUGAAUGCUGUAGCCCCAACACCUGAUGCAAAAACACGCUCGCACAUGGAUAAAAGUGCCAUUUCUGUUUUUACGUUAAGACCUCUGCUCUGUUUACUCUCUGAAAUCAGGUGGUCUUUAGUAAUAGAGAGGCUGAGAUCUGAACACACUUGCUGCAUGUCGGCCCUCACGCUUUGUUUUACACCAUGAAUGUGGUUUGGUGAAAGACAAAUCUUUGCUAGUUGAACUAGCACACCGCUGAAUGUGAAUGCUUAUGAUGCCCGUAUGGUUCGCUUUUCAUUUCUGAAUGGAGAUCAUGUGUAUAAAUAUCUGGUUUUACUUGUUUUAGCUCAAUGGGUGUAAUUGGGAAAGCUAUGCCCCAAUUUCAGACUGUGAGAUGUGUAUAUAUAAUUCUUAUUGUACUUGUUGGAAAGUCUCACUGGAACAUCAUUUCUGAUCUCCAACUCCAUUUCAGUUUGUAUGUUGUGAUUUGACUCAUGAUUCAGUUGGAAUUACUCAGCCAUGUUUUUGGUGCUGUUCUGUUCACAUUCACGAAAAUCCGACAGGCGUUUUGUAAACGAUCAAGCUUCCUAAAGGAGUGUCCAGCUCCUGAAUAUUUCCUCAUGUGUUCUUUACGCUUUUGCGAGCGUACAUGCUGUUGAACCUUUCAGUGCUCUUAAGCAUUGUUUUCCCAAAAACAGUUAACGUUAUGCAUGUUCUGAAGACGUGUCCGGUGUAUGAACUGUAGCUCUUCGAGUCUUGUUGCUGUUUAGGUUAAAAGGUUUUUUUGAAAGAUUUUAACAGAAUAUAUCGAUGACCUUAUUUGGACUCCCUUCACACAAAUCUCAGAGUUUUAAACGUGACGAUUUCAAAACUAUUUUUAAUAGUAACGUUAUUUAAUUGGAAAAUUCUACUACUUUGUGGAAUUGAGUUCUGAUGUAAAUAUGAAUUUUGGUAGCUAAAUGUAUUUUACUUGACUCCUGCAAUGUUUUUUUGUUUUGUUUUUAAACCACACUUCUCAUCAUAAAUAUGUAUUUCGUUCUUGCAUUUGGGUGUAUUUUCUUUUUCUCUUUUUCUGUGCCUUUAUAAAAGCUUUAAAGUUAUG